UUAUAAGUAAGGGCUUGUCUACAUCAGAAAGUUGCAGCGCUGGUGAGGGAGUUACAGCGCUGCAACUUUGAAGGUGUACACCUCUGCAGGGCAUCACCAGCGCUGCAACUCCCUGUUUGCAGCGCUGGCCGUACUCCCGUUUUGUCUCGGGUGUAGAGGAUCCAGCGCUGGUGAUCCAGCGCUGGUAAUGCAAUGUAGACACUUACCAGCGCUUUUCUUGACCUCCGUGGAAUAAGCAGGUAUCCCAGCAUACCUGAGGAUACCUCUCUGGUAAUCAAGAAAACUCCUCUGCCCUGUGCUCACCUGACCCCUCCUUUAAAUCCCCCGGGAAAUUUAAAAAAUCACCUUCCUGUUUGCUCAGUCAGGCGUGGAGUGCAAUUAAUCAAUCAAUCAUUCAGCGACCAUGCCUCCACGCAACAAACGAGCCCCAGCAUGGACCAAUGCAGAGCUGCAGGAUCUAAUUAGUGUGUGGGGAGAUGAGGCUGUUCAAACACAGCUGCGCUCCAGAAGGAGAAACUACGAUACCUAUGGUCAGAUAUCGCAGUCCAUGCUGAGAAGGGGCCACGAACGGGACGCCUUGCAAUGCAGAGUAAAAAUUAAGGAGAUGAGGAGUGCAUACUGCAAAGCCCGUGAGGGAAACGGACGCUCAGGAGCAGCCCCCACAACCUGCAGGUUUUACAAGGAGCUGGAUGCCAUACUUGGGUGUGACCCCACCGUGAAUCCUAGGAGCACGAUGGAGAGUUCAGAGCAGGGAGAAGUGGGGGAUGGUGUAGAGGAUGAAUACAGUGAUGCUACUGGCGUUGAGGGGGACACCCCAGAGUCUCAGGACACAGGCAGCCAGGAGCUCUUCUCCAGCCCUGAGGAGACUAGCCAGUCACAGCAGCUGGAAGCGGACGUUGAUGAGGAAGCUGAGGAUCGUGCUCGUGACAACUCGAGUAAUGCGGCUGUGUCACCGGCCUCACGUAGAUUGCAGAAUUUGAGGCGCAAUCCUAGGAAAUGAAAAGAGGAGCUGAUCAAGACCGUUCUGAACCACUACAACAGGGAAAGUAGGAAGACUGAGGAGUGGAGAAAAAGUGUACAGGAAUGGAGGCUGACUGAAAGCAGGAGACAGGAAUUGUCUGCCAAAAGAAUAGCCAGGCAGAUGAUGAGACUCCUGUCUCGCCAAACCAAGUCUUUUGAGUCUCUUGUAGCCAUGCAGGCAAAUAUAUACCGUGAUAACCCACAGGCUUCCAAAAGCAAUGUUCCUUGUCCCCCUGUGUAUCCUCAAAAUAGCUUUAUGCAGCACCCAGUUCCUUAUUAUCAUCAGCUGCCCCCAACACCUAUAACAUCACCUAGUAACCAAGAUAUGUUUAAUUCUUACCCAGUGCACUCCACCCCCAUCAUUCUGCAGCAAAGUAAUGGUGAGUUGCAUCAGACGGUUACAAUUGAGUAAAAUAGGAAAUAGUAAAACCUCUGAAUGUACUGUGAACCACCCAUACCCCCUUACCUGUUUUUUACUGUAUGACAAAUAAAAGGUUUUGGUUUGUA
Gopherus flavomarginatus (Mexican gopher tortoise) is the source of this 1527-nucleotide messenger RNA. RefSeq names its product zinc finger and SCAN domain-containing protein 20-like. Lineage: Eukaryota; Metazoa; Chordata; Testudines; Testudinidae. The transcript has 2 exons. The coding region runs from base 404 to 1000 and encodes 198 amino acids. The record is from RefSeq and is a predicted model, not a curated record.